This is a messenger RNA of Colletotrichum destructivum, 1076 nucleotides long. Its product is annotated as Putative rRNA-processing protein Fcf1/Utp23. The coding region runs from base 82 to 684 and encodes 200 amino acids. The record is from RefSeq and is a predicted model, not a curated record. Gene Ontology annotation, cellular component: nucleolus; small-subunit processome. Lineage: Eukaryota; Fungi; Ascomycota; Sordariomycetes; Glomerellales; Glomerellaceae. The transcript has 5 exons.
CCUCGUCAACACCCAGCACUUCGUCACCCGACAAAACACGCCUCCUGCGACAUCUGCCCCAAGUCACAAAAGUAGCAAACAAUGGGUGUCCAGAAAAAGACCAGAAAGUUUGCCGAAGUCAAGCGAGUUAUUGGCAAGAACGAUGUCCGACGCAAGGAGAACUUGAAGAAGGCCGAAGAGGCUGUCGAAAAGGCCAAGCGUGAGCGCGCCGGUCCCGACGGAAACGAGAGGAUUCGUGAAGUUCCUCAAAUGCCAUCAUCUUUCUUCUUCCAGGCCAAUAGCGCCCUCGUCCCUCCGUACAGUGUCAUCGUGGACACUUCAUUCUGGAGUAGGACUAUUCAAAUGAAACUGGAACCUCUCGAGACCAUGAUGGACUGUCUCUAUGCAACAUGCCAACCCAUCGUUACCGACUGCGUCAUGGCUGAGUUGGAGAAAUUGGGGCCCAAGUUCCGCCUCCCGCUGAGAAUAGCCAAGGACGAAAGAUGGGAACGUCACAAGUGCACUCACAAGGGUGUAUACGCCGAUGACUGCAUUGUAUCGAAAGUAUCGAAAGAUCGAGUCUACAUUGUCGCGACCAACGACGCCGGCCUUGUUUCCCGCCUUCGUCGGAUUCCAGGUGUUCCCAUCAUGAAGUGUGCCCGCGGAAAGUACGUUAUCGAGAGACUUCCCGACGCCCCGGUAUAAAUGGAACCAUCGAAUGCAGACGAACACGAACAACAUCGCUUGAUAAUGGUGGAGGGGUGAAUGUGCAGCGGUGAGAUGAUGGGUUAGAGAAGAAGCUCUUCCACGCGAUGCUCCUCCCAGUUUCACGGGAAGGCUAGAGAACCAACACUACGAAGAGGACACAAGAGCACCAUCUGGGCUAUUGGCCAUUAGCCAAUCCGCAACAAGAGAGGAAUCAAGCUGGGUCGUGAUGUUUUUCGGCCCCGGCUACCUGGUAUCGUGGUUAUAACACUUAGGAGGGAAAUGUUAGAUAUUCGGGCCUAAGAAAUCUUAUCCCCGAGGCUGACGAGCGGAAGGCUCCGUCAGCGCGGUUGCCUGGUUUAGAGUACUCCGGAAUCAAAAGAGAAUUGACA